Molecule: messenger RNA, 495 nt
Organism: Cylicostephanus goldi
Lineage: Eukaryota; Metazoa; Nematoda; Chromadorea; Rhabditida; Strongylidae
Source: the annotation of a GenBank genome assembly
AUGUCUAAUCUUCUUCCCUCAGGUUGGUCGCAUUAUGGCACAGCUAUUCGCUCGCGAGUUAGUGUCGCGCAACGCGAUUCCAAAAACUAUUUUCUGCUCACCAACAUUGGCGAGUUUGCAGACUGCCACGGAUAUCCAGAACUAUAUCGGGUGAAUGACAAUAAUCUGAGAAGCAUCGCUGUAGGUAUGACAAAAGUAAUUCCAAAAUUAGCGGACGCACAAGGCAUUGUUCUCGUCAUAACGGACUCAAUGGCUAUGAAAAUGCUCAGAGAUUUGUCGACAAAUUAUGAUCCUGGCGAUCGCACUGAAAAGGAUCUCCGUUUUAGUGCAGUUCAUGGAUAUCCUGCAAUGUCGUCAAUCGUCCUGAAUGUGCGUCAAUCGCAUAACGGCAAGAAACGCGUCUAUCCUUCUCGCCUCUUCAUGCGCCCUCUUACAUCCAUUGGUGAAUGUACCCAGGCCGACCCCGACGUCGACAACUAUAGAGCCAAGAAAUAA